CUUACCGAGUCAAUACAAUGUCAUGUGAUUCUGUAUUCAGGCGGUAACCUUUGUAGCUUUUGGGCUGGACAUUGGGACUCACGUGAGGUGAAGAAAAAAAUAUCUGUCUCAAGAUCCGAAUAAGACUUUGUACAUAGGGAACCAUGCAGUGGCUUGUGUUGUUUCUUGCCACUGGUAGUCUAGUCGCGGUUUCUGCACAACCCGGAAGUGAGAAUACUACCCUGCCCCAUAUCAUCUUUAUCGUAGCCGACGACUUAGGCUGGAAUGACGUGGGUUGGCACAACCCUGACGUCAAGACGCCUGUUCUGGACCAGCUGGCUCAUGAAGGCGUCAUCCUCAACCAGUCUUACGUCAACUACGUCUGCACGCCGUCCAGAACGGCGUUUAUGACUGGGUACUUUCCCUACCAUGUAGGCAUGCAGCACAUGGCUAUGCUUCCCGAGCAGCCUUCGGGAGUUCCGUCACAUUUCACCUUCCUACCCGAGAAGCUGAAGGAGUUGGGGUACUCCACUCACGUGGUGGGCAAGUGGCAUCUUGGUUUCUGCAACUGGAACUACACCCCGACGUACCGUGGGUUCGACUCCUUCUACGGCUUCUACAAUGGGCAAGACGACUAUUAUCAACAUACUGUUGCGGGUGGUCUUGACCUCAGGGACGGCAAAGAAGUCGUGAAAACAAGGAAUGGAGAAUACAGUACCUACUUCUUUACAGACCGGAUUGUUGACAUUAUUGAGAAGAAUCCCCUGGGCUUGCCACUGUUUUUGUACCUACCCUUCCAAAAUGUGCACGAGCCGUUACAGGUUCCGAAACGGUUUGAGGAUAUGUACGCCAACGUUCAAAAUGAGAACCGCAGAAUCUUCCUUGGAAUGGUGAGCGCCAUGGAUGAAGCCAUUGGUAACGUUACCAUGGCGAUGAAAAAGGCGGGACUAUGGGACAACACCCUCCUGAUCUUCACAGCUGACAAUGGCGGCUGGCCACUUUUCAGUGGAAAUAACUUCCCUCUCCGUGGCGGGAAAAUCACACUGUGGGAGGGGGGCACCAGAGCAGCAGCCUUUGUGCAUGGCAAGAUGCUGCAGAAAACUGGCUACACUAGCGACGAGAUGAUCCAUGCAGUGGACUGGUUCCCAACAAUCCUGGCAGCUGCAGGCGGAACUGCAGACCCCAGUAUAGACGGUGUGAGUCAACUGGACACCCUCGUGUCAGGCCAGCCCUCUCCUCGUACUGAGUUUGUCUACAACAUUGAUGACGUCUUUCCUACAAAACAGGGAGCCAUCAGGGUUGGUGACUACAAGUUGAUUGAGGGAUACGCAGGUAAACCUGACACGUGGAUCCGCCCUGAUAACCUGACGGACAGUCACCAUGACAUCGGGGACCCUAUCACGGGAACGUGGCUCUUCAACCUUAAAGACGACCCUACAGAACACCACAACCUCGCCGACACCAUGCCAGACAAGCUGAAGGAGAUGCAGGGGAAACUAGAGGACUACAGGAAGACCAUGGUGCCCGCCAUCUGGCCCAAAAACGACCCCAAGGGGAAUCCUAGACACUGGGAUGGGGCGUGGUCUCCAGGGUGGUGCUAGGCAACCAUCGUCAGCUUUCAAAGUAUCUCAGCGCCGUACAAACGAUUUUACUAACUUGUCAGACGUUUUCGACACUUUUGCUUGCUACAAUAUACUGUAUUUGAAAUUUUACAAAUAGGGUAAAUAAUCUACCAGAGAAAUUAGUCAGCCACGCACGCAUCUUUUAUAUCUUUUAUCAUUAUACGACAUCAUAUUUUUCAAUAUGUGCAUAUAACUGGUUCAUACUAACUGUUUAUUACAUUGUCAUCUGAUUUAGUUUUUGUCUAAUGGCAGUGUGUUCCCCUUAUAAUGCACAAUGGCAGUGUAAACCCAGCAUGUAUAACAUCUGUAUCUGUACUGCAGAGCUGGUAUAAUCAACACACCAGCUUAGCAGGCAUCAUGUAAGUUACAUUGAAAGACAGGUAACACCUAACCUUUACAUCUAUCUUAGACAUAAGAUGCAAAUGAUAGAGAACCAUAGCAUGUAGAGUGUAGAUUUAAAAUUUACUGCAUGCUAAUCAUUUAGCAGGUUGAUAAUCUAAAAACAUCUUUUAAAUUAGAUAAUGGAAAUAUUCUACUAAUGGUAGAUUGACAUUAUGUUCCAGUUCCAGUUGCACUUGUCCUUUAGAGGGGUUGUUGAAUUUCAGUUUGUUGGUCCAUUGCUAAAGAGUCGCAAGCAUGAAACCUCUGCAUGUUAAAGUCAAACUUUGGCUAAAAAUUGGAGCCUUGGCAAGCCACAUUGCAUAUUCACAGUCCAAUCUUAAACACUGUCAGAUUGAACUUACUGUACAGUACUGUUGUGUUACACCUUGUGGUGGUUUAAUAUUCUAGAUAUACAAACCAAUAAAACCUAAAAGUUGG
Molecule: messenger RNA, 2420 nt
Organism: Branchiostoma floridae (Florida lancelet)
Lineage: Eukaryota; Metazoa; Chordata; Leptocardii; Amphioxiformes; Branchiostomatidae
Product: arylsulfatase B-like
Exons: 14
Coding region: 144-1580 (478 amino acids)
Source: RefSeq, a predicted model, not a curated record